Xiphias gladius (swordfish) is the source of this 876-nucleotide messenger RNA. It is a transcript of the gene lrrc38a, whose product is annotated as leucine rich repeat containing 38a. Lineage: Eukaryota; Metazoa; Chordata; Actinopteri; Istiophoriformes; Xiphiidae. Gene Ontology annotation, cellular component: voltage-gated potassium channel complex. Gene Ontology annotation, molecular function: transmembrane transporter binding; potassium channel activator activity; voltage-gated potassium channel activity. Bases 1 to 876 code for a protein of 291 amino acids. The record is from RefSeq and is a predicted model, not a curated record. The transcript has 2 exons.
AUGUUACCAUGCAUUAGGUGGGUGCAGCCUUUCCUUGCCUUGAUCUCUUCCACCUUGCUUACGCAAGGCCACAACUGCCCAUCCAGCUGUUUGUGUCCAGACCACCACACUGUGGACUGUACCGGCCAAGGUCUAACCAGAGUCCCAGACUCCAUCCCUCUGGAUGUUCGCCGUCUCCUGCUCUCCAACAACUGGAUUCCCUGGAUCCCAUCCGACUUCCUGUUCCUCUACAGUGAUCUAGUCUACCUGGACCUGAGGAAUAACUCACUCUCCCAGCUGGAGCCAGGGACCCUGACCACCUCCUCUAGAUUAGUCUUCCUAGACCUAGGGAGCAAUAACCUGUCGGAAAUCCCCUCAGGGACAUUUGGGGAGUCCAGGAGUCUGAUCAAACUGCGACUGGGGAACAACCCUCACCUAAGCAUGGUAGGCAGGGACGCUUUUAUGGGGUUGACUUCUUUGAGGGAGCUGGAGCUGGAGAGGAAUGGCCUCACAGUGCUGGAUGUCAGAGUCUUGGAACCCCUGCCCUCCCUUCGAGUACUGCAUCUGGAGGGCAACCCCUGGCUCUGCAACUGCUACUUUGCCAAACUCUUUGUAUGGCUGACAGAGAACCGCCACAAGCUCCCAACUGGUUUGGAGGGGAUAGAGUGCUCCCUGCCUCUGGAUGGGCGUCGUGUUCCCCUUAAUUUACUCUCUGAAGACAGUUUCCAGGAGUGCCGUGGUACCCUCACCCUCACAGACUACCUCAUUGUCAUCUUUUCCGGCAUUUCCGUCUCAGUGGCGGCAAUUAUGGCCAGCUUCUUCCUCGCUUCCACGGUCCACUGCUUCCAGCGCCUCAGCAAAGGCAGCAAAGGAGAUGAGGAGGAAGGGAAUGACUGA